ACGACGAAGUGAGUGCGUUCACUACUACACUGUUUGAAUAUUCCCUCAAAUGAAAUGUUGCGCAGGGCUGCGCAUAAAGAAAACGCUCGUUUUCAAUAGUGAUAACAUUUUCCACGCAUAGAUUUUCCAUUCAUCCACCAAGAACAGUGUUCAUUCAUUUGACGUUUUGUUGGUGGAAAAACAUCAAUAUGUUUUAGUUCAUACCAGCAUUUAGUUUACGCCAAUAUUUUCGUUCCGUCACAUUCGUUGCCAUUGCUCUAGUUAAUUUUGUUUUUUUUUCAACUGUUAAUUAGUGCUAAAAUUAAUCGAUUAAAUGACUGAUUUUAGUGAAGGUGAAGAUGAGGUGUUUAUUCGUUAUGAGGAUGAUAAAAACACAAGCAACAAUAGUGACGAAGAAGAAGAAAUUGAUGUAGCAGCUGGGAGACGAUGGGACCCACUUGGCGAAGAAAAAGAAAACGAUGAGACAGUCGUCGACCAAGCGUCGCGUCACGAAAGCAUCGACGGUAAUAAUACGCAAAUUAAGCAGUUGGAAAAUGAACAAGAGCUGCUGUCUACGUCACUGCAAGCAUUGACGUCACAUUUUGCUCAAGUGCAAUUUCGGUUGCGUCAAAUUGUUGAAUCUCCAACUGGCGAUCGUGAUUCGUUGCUCCAGAGUCUCGAAGAGUUUGCAUUUCGUGGCAUUCCAGAAGUGAUGCGAUUAAAUCCACGCGAACAUGAGAGUCUGUACAAAAUUAUGGAACGGCAACAGAGUCGCCAAUUCGAAUUGAUCGAACACCUGAAGCAGCAGUUGUCUGAUGCCGAGAAAUUUGCCUACGAGUCAGGUGCCGACAUAUUGCCACAAUCAAUUGUGGUGGAAAAACAAAAAGCCAUAUUUAACGAAUUGAAAAAUAAGCUCAAGUUAAAUGUUGACGAAAAAGUUUUGCCUCAAUUGACCGAAGAUGAUAUUCGCGCCCAGGUUGAUAGUGCAAUCGGCGAAUUUGUGACACCACUCAAAAUGCAAGAUACCCUUGUGAGUCAGUUGAAAACACAGAUAGUAGACUUGGAGCGUUUUGUUGCUUAUUUACAAGCCGAACAGGAGCUCACGCCCGAGAUCAAAGCGGCCAUUAAGAAUAGUAAGAAUCCGGAAAUUGCAUUUCAAACGUACAACUCGAAAAUGGCUCGCAGUCGAAAACAGUCACAAUCAGACAGCGGGAAGGAGCAAAAACCGAACAAAGCUGGAACAAGCAAAAGUGAUUACAUUCGAGGUCAACAAAGUCGAGUCGACCAUGACCUCACUGGGAAAAUGUCCAAUUUGUUAGUCAAGGCGUCUGCCAUUCUGGAUAUGUUCGCAUUAACCCAGUUGGGAUGCGGUAGCCAACGCAUUCAAAGAAACAGUUUGAAGAAAACUCAAAAAGGCAACCAUUGGGGUGAUUUACGUGCUCAGCUCGAAGUCGAUGUACAGGAGGUCAUAUUGUUAGUUUCGACCGUUGAAAAGUUGCAAAAUGAAAGCAAAACGAUUCAAGAGUGUGACUCAAGCGAAACUGAUGAUUAUGAAGACGAUUCAGCGGAAAAUCCAAAAUCAAAACGAAGACCCAGCAAAGCGGACAAAGAGUACAUUGCAACGACUCAGGCCGAAAUAACGGCAUUGGUUCGCAAACAGUUUGCUAUUACACUACAGGGACUCAUGCAGCACGGCCUUCGUGAUGAUAGUAAAACGUCCACAAGUUUAAUGCCGUUCAUUGGAUGUAUGAUGCCAUUUCAACAGCAGGCAGCCGCUCACAGGCAUCGCGUCGAUGAAACAGAAGAUCGGCCCAAUGAACAGAUGCACGUGUGGGAGCUCAUCUUAGAAUAUUAUCAUAUCAAAAACGGCGAUCAAUUCAACGAUACACCAGCUCGAAAACUCUCCGAAUCAUUCAAUUUAGAUAUCAUGGGUCUUGGUUCACAAUCAUCUUCCAAUAAGCAUACCAUGCUCACGGCCAUCGGUAGCAUCAUUGCGUUGCACGCCCCAUACAAACGUAGCUACAAUUCACACUUCAAAGCGUUUAUUUCAGCCGCUCUAAAUGCCCGUAAGCUGACCCAAUGGCUGAAUUUGAUCUAUCAAAGUCAAGAGCUCAUCGAACAAUACUACACAGAAUGGAGCUAUGUGGCACAUACGGGAUUCCGUGAUGCUCUUCGAACCAUCGACCGUUUGUCACACCAUGAUUUUGAUUUACCCGUGGAUUUAGCCGUACGACAAUUUCAAAACAUCAAAGAUGUUUUCAUGUAAACGUAUCCAAACAAAAAAUUAUUACCAUUUCAAUUUAAAUCUCAUGUUAAGUACUUAAUUUUCAUUCCGAUGGUCAUGUUUACCCGUUUACUAUCUCAUUCUAAUAUUAAGAAAUAAGUUCGAUUACAUCCGAACCAAAGCGAUUUAAUCAAACUCCGUACAGGUUUUAGUUCUUUUUUGUGAUAUUUUUUCCUGUUCUACAUGACAUUUUCAUUUAUUUGCCUAAUUAAAUUCAUUCCAGUAUAAUUUAGUCUGAAGAAAUUAAACUGGACACGAGACGUUGAAUAAGAUGUAUUUAUCCCUUUCACAAGUCUAAUUGCAUUGUUAUAAACAUAAAUCUGGUUGACUAGAAUUACUUAAUUUAAAUUUUAAACACUACCAAUGUUUCAAAAUGUAAAAAAAGAUACAAUCAAUAAAGACUUUAUUGCAAACUUA
Molecule: messenger RNA, 2680 nt
Organism: Sitodiplosis mosellana (orange wheat blossom midge)
Lineage: Eukaryota; Metazoa; Arthropoda; Insecta; Diptera; Cecidomyiidae
Product: RUN domain-containing protein 1
Exons: 4
Coding region: 314-2245 (643 amino acids)
Source: RefSeq, a predicted model, not a curated record